AUGGAUGUCGAACAGCUGCACGUUGUCUUGCAGCAAUCGUUUUCGGCCGAUGCGUCGAUUCGAAACCCUGCCGAACAAACCAUUAAAAACCUCAAAAACUUGCCCGGUGCCGUCAAUCUACUCUUGCAGGUCGCUACGGAAAAGCAGGUCCGUUUCGAAGUCCGACAAGCCGCUGCCAUUCAACUCAAAAAUAUUUGCCGCGAAGGCUGGGCGGAACGUAUUCAUUACGCUCCGUAUGCUGAAGAAGCCACGAAACCAGCUCUGCUCGCCGAUGAAGACAAAGCAGUUGUGAGGGUCGGCCUGCUCAAGACGCUCCUCGACGAACCAGAAAAGAGUAUCCGAGAUUUGCUCGCGGAAACCUUACACACGGUGGUGAUCCACGACUUUCCCGAAAAAUGGCCUCAGCUCAUUCCCACGCUCCUCGCGAGUAUUCAAACGGGUGUCGGUGACAUGGGAAAACACGGAUUGCAGGUACACAAUGCUCUCCUUGCACUCCGCAAAGUUUGCAAGCGAUACGAAUACAAAAGCAAGGAGCAACGCGGACCCCUCAACGAAAUUGUCCAAUCGAGUUUUCCGCUCUUGCUCCCGUUAGCGCAGCAGCUAUCUGCCGAAAACGAAAACUCGCUGGAAGCCGCCAUGAUGCUCAAACAGAUUCUCAAAAUUUUUUGGUCCAGUACGCAGUUCUAUUUGCCCGGUGGCGACGGAUCGGAAACGUCCUCCAUUGGGUUGGCACGACCGGAACAGCUGCAGCCUUGGUUUGAUGUUGUGAGAAGCGCUUUACAAAAGCCCCUACCAGAAGCGUCGACGGGACUUGAACCACGUAACCAGCCAGUCGAUGUCGAUGCUCGCAACGCGUGGCCUUGGUGGAAGGUUAAAAAGUGGUCAGUGCAAAUUAUGAGCCGACUGUUUUCUCGCUACGGUAUUCCAAGCUACGCGGACGAUCAGGAAGCCAAGGAUUUUGCCGUUUUCUUCAGUCAAAACGUGGCGCCGCAAUUCUUGGGGCCUGUCUGCGAAACACUAAAUCUAAGACCCUCGGGAAGUUUCUGUACCGACCGGGUAAUCCACUUGUGUUUGACCUUUGUGGACUUGGCGGUCGAGCUAGCCAGUACCUACAAGUUGCUGAAGCCACAUUUGGACUUUCUCUUGUAUCAGGUGUGCUUUCCAACAAUGUGUUUGACUCAAGAGGACAUUGACUGUUUCGACAACGAUCCGGUGGAAUUUGUGCACAAGCAGAACAGUCCCUUGGCCGACUUUUACGACCCGCGCAUGUCCGCGGUCACUCUCGUCACCGAUCUAGUCAAACAUCGUGGACAAGACGUAACUCAGAAUUUGUUGGGACGUAUGACGGCCAUUUUGCACACUUACAGCCAAGCAGCCCCUGACCAAAAGAAUCAUGUGGAAAAGGACGGUGCCUUAUUGGUGUUUGGCUCGUUGUCGAAGAAUUUGUUGGCAAAAGAAAAGUAUGCUGCCGAGCUUGAAGGCUUAUUGGUAUCCUCAGUUUUUCCGGAUUUUGGGUCACCGGUCGCCUUCUUGCGAUAUCGUGCGUGCUGGAUGGUACAGCAAUAUAGCACUGUCCAAUGGUCCGACGAUGGAGCUCAUUUGCGAACUUUACUCGAAAUGGUUCUAAACCGCUUGAGCGAUCCCGCUCUCCCCGUACAGAUUGAGGCCUCCAAGGCCCUGCGAUUUUUGGUAGAAGCUGAUGGCGCGGAAGAAACUCUUCUUCCCGUCCUACCUCAGCUAUUGACAGAGUAUUUUCGUAUCAUGAACGAAAUUGGCAACGACGAAGUUGUGUCUGCCUUACAGGCUUUGCUCGAUAAGUUUGGCCGUCACAUUGAACCACACGCAGUCGCUCUUGUAACACAAUUGACGAGUGCCUUUUCACAAUAUUGUACAGCCGGGGAAGACGACGAUGAUGACGACGCCGCCAUGGCCGCAGCGCAGUGUCUUGAGUGCGUUGCGACGGUUCUAAAAGGCGUUUGUGGGAAAGCUUCCAUGCUGAAAACUCUCGAACCACUACUGAUGCCGCUGGUCUUGAAAAUUCUAGGGAGCGACGGUGAUUUUAUUGAAUAUUUGGAAUGUGGACUCGAUAUCUUGACUUUUUUAACUUUCUUUCAAGAACAUAUUUCGCCAGAAGUCUGGCAAGCCUUUCCUUUGAUAUAUUUGGCUUUUGAUCAAUUCGCCUACGAUUAUCUGAACAUGAUGGUACCUUGCUUGCAGAGUUAUAUUGGCAAGUCAACCAAUAUUUUUUUAACCGGUACUGCCCAGCUCCCUGAAGGAGACAUUCCGUAUAUUGAUUUGAUCAUCAGCAUAGCCGCCAAGACAGUCACGAACGACCGCGCUUCUGAAUCAGAAUGCCGGUACGCGCUUAGUCUGUUCAUGACGAUUCUUCACAAUUGUCCUGGCAAGGUAGAUGGAUACAUUCCAUUUAUGAACGAGAUUGCGCUCGGCAAGCUCGGACAGCAAGUCAAUACCGAGAUUCCUUUGACUCGGUUUUCAAUAUUUCAGGUUCUCGGGUCUGCGCUCUACUACCAGCCUCAGCUUGAGUUGAUGGAGCUCGAAAAGCGAAGCGUCACACAACAAGUUUUCACGCAAUGGAUAAUUGAUGCGGACAAAAUGGAGCGAUGGCUCCCAAGAAAGUUGACCGUGCUUGGUUUGUCUUCCAUUUUGAGCCUGCCCACGUCGACCUUGCCUGCAUCAAUCAUCAGCUUGCUACCGCAACUAAUUCACAUGGCGUGUAAAUUGGCACUCGUCCUCAAAGCUGAGGCCGAGCAAACCGAGAAGGAUGCCGACCAACUAAUCGAGGAAGCACCUGAAAGGGAUGAUGGCGUUGGCGACGUUGAUCUAGGAUUCGACGAAAGCCAAGAUGUGACAAACGAGGUAGACGAAGCUUACAGAAAAGCGCUGCAAGGAGUCUCAGGCUGGGACGAUGACAUGGCAAAAUUCUUACUCGGUGGUUGGGAGGACGAAGGUGAUGACAUUGACGAAGACUACAGCUCGCCAAUAGAUAAAAUUGACGAGCUCAUUCUGCUGAAUGACACCAUCAAAAUGGCUUUUCAAAGAGAACCUGAAGCCUAUCAACAGAUUCAGUCCGCCCUUCCGCCGGAACCUGUUGCGGUGGUUCAGAAUUUAUUUGCCAGCGCCGAUAUCGUACGAGCGCAA
Phaeodactylum tricornutum CCAP 1055/1 is the source of this 3159-nucleotide messenger RNA. RefSeq lists its product with no specific name. Gene Ontology annotation, molecular function: small GTPase binding. The transcript has 2 exons. The record is from RefSeq and is a predicted model, not a curated record. Gene Ontology annotation, biological process: protein import into nucleus. Gene Ontology annotation, cellular component: cytosol; nuclear envelope. The annotation marks the transcript as partial. NCBI's taxonomy places the organism in Eukaryota, Bacillariophyta, Bacillariophyceae, Surirellales, Neidiaceae.